Messenger RNA from Salmo salar (Atlantic salmon), 2773 nucleotides. NCBI's taxonomy places the organism in Eukaryota, Metazoa, Chordata, Actinopteri, Salmoniformes, Salmonidae. The record is from RefSeq and is a predicted model, not a curated record.
CUCCUCACUGCUCCUCACAGCUCCUCACUGCUCCUCACAGCUCCUCACUGAUCCUCACUGCUCCUCACUGCUCCUCACAGCUCCUCACUGAUCCUCACAGCUCCUCACUGAUCCUCACAGCUCCUCACUGCUCCUCACUGCUCCUCACAGCUCCUCCCUGCUCCUCACUGCUCCUCACUGCUCCUCACUGCUCCUCACAGCUCCUCACUGCUCCUCGCAGCCCCUCACUGCUCCUCGCUGCUCCUCACAGCCCCUCGCUGCUCCUCACUGCUCCUCGCUGCUCCUCACAGCCCCUCGCUGCUCCUCACAGCUCCUCACAGCUCCUACCUGCUCCUCACAACUCCUCCCUGCUCCUCACAACUCCUCCCUGCUCCUCACUUAUCCUCACAGUCCCUCACUGCUCCUCACUGCUCCUCACAGCUCCUCCCUGCUCCUCACAACUCCUCACUUAUCCUCACUUAUCCUCACUGCUCCUCACUGCUCCUCACUGCUCCUCACAGCUCCUCACUGCUCCUCACUGCUCCUCACUGCUCCUCACAGCUCCUCACAGCUCCUCAAGCUGUUGUUCUGCUUCCUCCUCUUCUUCUCUCUCUCUCCAGCUGGAGCUCCAGUCAUGCUGUGUGUUCCUCCCCAACGACAGCCUCCCUUCUCCCAGCACCAUUAUCUGUGGCGACAUCCCUGGUACUGUCCGUAGCUGGUACCACAACCAGGCCACCAUGCCUGGGACUCUGGUAGUCUGUCUGCCCCAGAUCACUGUCCUGUCUGCUGGACACAAAUACAUGGAGCCCCUGCAGGACCUGCCCUUCAUGGUGUCCAGGACUGUACUGGAGGAAGGUGAUGCCUUCCCCUGGACACUGACCCUGAGUCAGUUCAGUGUCUACACCCUAUUGGGUCAGCAGCGGUCUCUGAGUCUCCUCCAACCAAUGGGCUGCACCUCCACCCUGGCCGUCACCUCCCACAAGCUGCAGGCUGCGGGUCCCGACGGACGACACGCCUUCAUCGUCUGUCUUCACGUGGACCUGGAACCUCUGAGCAUCAAGAUCUCCAACCCCCAGGUCCAGUUGCUGUAUGAGUUGUUCCUGUCCUGGAGUUCAACGUGGACCCGUCUGGAGAAGAGGGUCGUCCUGCGUCAGACCUCCACUAUCCCAGAACCCCCCACUGGGCCGUCGCCCUCCUCCCCCGUCCGCUCCAGCGCCGGUACCGUUCUCCCAGACACCAGCACCUGCUCCCCCUCCACUGAGUUUGGAUCCCCCACCGAGGGCGACUCUGUUCCGGCCGGUGACGACUCUCCGUUCUCCGCAGCGGUAACCUUAGAGCAGAAGACCAACAGUAUAGGAGGCGCCAGAAAGGUCAGCCUCUGGAUGCAGUGGAUGGUGACUAGAGUCACCGUCAAACUGUUCGCUCCCGACCCCAACGCCAAAAACACAGAGAUCUGUGUGAUCAGUGAGGCUGAGGAUAUCAGUGCAUCAGUGGAUGUUCAGAAUGUUUACACCAAGAUCAAAUGUAAAGUGGGCAGCUUCAACAUGGACCAGUACCAGACCAGGCCUGGUGAGGGCUGCUGGCACUGUGGCCGUCAUGAAGGCUUCAUCCUACAGUCCAAGGACACAGCUGUGACAGCAGCCAAGGUCCUGGAGGUUUCCUCUCACCAGCAGCACGGAUUCCUGUCCAUCACUUACACCCAGGCGGUCACCAGAAACGUCCGCCACAAGCUGACCACGCGUCUGGAAGGAUCGGGGUCUCGCGGGGCCCAGCGGCUAGCGGAGGGCCCGGCUGACGGGUCUCCCCACUACCUGAGAGAGGUCCUGUUGACCGCCCGACCUUUCGACCUGGUUCUCUCCUGCCCCUUACUGGCCACCGUAGCCGGGGUGUUCCACGCCUCGCUGCCACGACGAUACCGGGACCUCGGCAAAACGGCGGGCCAGCCGAUGAGAAGUCACGCCCUGACGUCGCGCAGCCUGCCGCUGCUAUACGUCAACACAUCAGUGAUCAGGGUGUUUUGUCCCGGGAACCAGGACAGACAGGACAGACAGGACAGACACACAGAACCCCACCUGAGGAGAGAGAGAGAGGACACUCUGGUACUGAAGAUAGGAUCUGUCAGCAUGGCUCCUCAGGCAGAUAACCCUCUGACCAGAACCGUGCUGCGCAACGACAUCUACCAGCGAGCGUUGAACCUGGGCAUCCUGCGUGACCCGGGGUCGGAGGUGGAGGACCGUCAGUACCAGCUGGACCUGCAGUCCAUCAACAUCGGUACCGCCCAAUGGGAGCAGCUCAAACCAGAGAAGGAGGGGUCUAAAGGGGGCGUGUCCACCGAGACAGAGAGGAACUCACAGAACCCUGCCCUGGAAUGGAACAUGGCCAGCAGUAUCAGGAGACACCAGGAGAGAAGAGCCAUCCUAACCCCCAUCCUGACUGACUUCUCUGUCAGAGUGACAGCAGCACCUGCCAUCAUAUUCAGCAAGCCCAGAUCCCCUGACAACAGACAAGUGGAGGAAGUGAUGGUGUGUGGUCACUCCCUGGAGGUGAAUGUAACAUCUAGUCUGGAGUUCUACCUCAGUGUGGCCCAGGUCCACCUGCUGCAGCGGCUGUUCCAAGCCAACAUGGUGGAAGGACAGGCCCCAGAGAAGACCAGCCAGGUGAGAGACAGAGAGAGAGAGAGAGAGAGAGAGAUAGUCACAUCCGUACUCAGGUAAACAAAGUCUUCUGUGUCCCAUUGCUGGGCAAGUUAGACACCGAACGUGUCACAUGCAAACCAACAACAGGUGAAGAGGUC